AUAGGCACGUCUCCUCUGCUGGUCUUGUGAAUUUCAGCCAUGAUUUGCACAGAUAAGUAGCAAUUUGCUUGUUGCUUUGCAGGGGCACAAAUGGCGGGAGCUGCGGCAAGGAGACGCUGCCGGAGCUGAACAUGACCGGAAUCUCGCUGGGCCGGUGGCCGGGAAUGCUGCAGCCGGCGUUUGGGGGACCGGAAUCGGCCGUGGUGAGGGACCUGCGUGUGAUGAACGUGACGCUGAUGACGGCGCACAGGAGGGACGGCCACCCGGCGGUGUACAAUGUGGAGCCGUCGGCGAGGAUGCUGGUGGGGCAGAGGGAGGACUGCAGCCACUGGUGCCUGCCCGGUGUGCCCGACGCGUGGAACGAGCUCCUCUACGCCAUGGUUCUCGCCAGGCUUUCUUAGACGUUCUCUUGACUGACGUGUAUGUACAUUUACUUCGCAUUUGGAUUUUUUGUUUCUUUUCAAAAAGGAGUAAUUAUUCACCUAGAAUUUACAAAGUAGUAAUACAUUAAUAAG
Molecule: messenger RNA, 515 nt
Organism: Triticum aestivum (bread wheat)
Lineage: Eukaryota; Viridiplantae; Streptophyta; Magnoliopsida; Poales; Poaceae
Product: protein trichome birefringence-like 11
Exons: 1
Coding region: 132-401 (89 amino acids)
Cellular component (GO): Golgi apparatus
Molecular function (GO): O-acetyltransferase activity
Source: RefSeq, a predicted model, not a curated record